Gongylonema pulchrum is the source of this 996-nucleotide messenger RNA. The record is from the annotation of a GenBank genome assembly. NCBI's taxonomy places the organism in Eukaryota, Metazoa, Nematoda, Chromadorea, Rhabditida, Gongylonematidae.
AUGAGGACUGAUUAUGAAGGAUAUGGUAAGGAACUAACAAGCAGUGCUGGCGAGACCAGUGAACGAAGCCCGGUUGUUGCGAAUGAGCAAAGUGGCGAAGCAUUUGCACUGGAAAACAUCAAUCUUAUCGUACAAAAGCUGGCUUUGAGAGAUGGAUCGUUGAGCGUUUCGGGACCGGUGGCUUAUGUCACACAAACACCAUGGAUUCUAAAUCGAACUGUUCAAAGCAACAUACUGUUUGGUAUGCCAAUGAACACAAGCCGAUAUUUCAAAAUCGGAGAACGUGGAGUAACCAUUUCUGGAGGGCAGAAAGCGCGAAUUUCUCUAGCCCGGGCACUUUUUUCAAAUUCUCGCAUCUAUGUUCUGGAUGAUAUAUUUGCUUCCCUGGAUCAACAAGUAGCCGAUCGUAUCUUUAAACGUGCCGUCAAAGAAAUGCUUGCAAACAAAACUCGGCUUGCUAAAUGCGAUCGAAUCUGCUACAUGGAAGGCGGAAAAAUAAAGGGAGAAGGCCCGCACGAAGAGUUACUCGAAAAAUGUGAAGCAUAUGCACUUUUCUGUGAACAUGCUACUUACCCAAGAUCGACGCCAAAAACGCUGGAAGAUCGCCGUGGCUCGGAUGAUGAUUUCGUGAAAGUUGAUGCACCGGAAGCGCCAAAAACUAGCAAAAGCUCUACAUUGGAGGAUAUUGAAGCGUCCACUUCUAUACCAGAUUUUAUAAAUGAGAGUGGCGAAGAGUACAUUGUAUCGACCAGUCUGGCGGGGAGCGAAUCCACUGGUUUUUAUGCGACAAUUUAUGGCUUCUCAGUGCUUUUCCUGUUUGCAUCAGGCUUCCUCAAAGCCCUUAUUUUUGUUCACGUCUCACUGAAUGCCGCUUCACGACUACACAAUCGAAUGUUCAAUAGCGUGAUACGUGGAGCGGUGCAAUUCUUUGACACCACCCCAACUGGACGAAUUUUAAAUCGUUUCUCGAAAGACAUGGAUGAAAAAGACAGUUAA